GCUGUACCAACAGAAAUAAGGGAAGUUAAAAAUAUUGCAAAAAUAAAUGGACAAUGAUUCAAAGGAAAGCAGUUCAGGAGCGCUAGAGUCCUUGAGUUUCCCUUCUAACAAGUGGGUGAAGCUGAACGUCGGAGGUAAAGUCUAUACAACGACACUGGACACACUGGUUGGGAGAGAGCCCGACUCAAUGCUAGCUCGCAUGUUUCUCCAAAAUGGAGCAAUGCAACCCAGUGAAAAAGAUGAACAGGGUGCCUAUUUGAUCGACAGAAGUCCACGCUAUUUUGAGCCGAUAAUCAAUUAUUUGCGACAUGGCCAGUUUAUAUGCGACGACAAUAUAAGCGUAAAAGGUGUGUUGGCCGAGGCACGGUUCUUUGGUAUAUAUUCUUUGGUAGCACAUUUGGAGGAGCUUUUGGCGCAAGAAGAUCAACCACUAGAUGAUAGGCCACUGACCCGCAUGGAUGUUAUAAAGGCCAUAAUACAGACUUCUGUAACCACAGAGCUCCGUUUCCAAGGGGUAAAUCUUUCAGGUGCUGACUUGCGCAAGUUAGAUUUUCGCAAUAUUAAUUUUAAAUACGCCAACAUGUCGCACUGCAAUCUUUCCCAUGCAAACCUUACCUAUUGCUGCUUAGAACGGACGGACCUUCAGUACGCCAACUUGGAGUGUGCCCAGUUGGUAUCGGUGCGAGGAUUAUGCGCAAAUAUGGAAGGGGCAAAUUUACGUGGGUGCAAUUUCGAAGAUCCUACAGGAGUUCGCACAAAUCUGGAGGGAGUAAACCUUAAAGGAGCAUGUCUGGAGAGUAGUAAUAUGUCUGGUGUUAACCUGCGUGUGGCAAAUCUCAAGGACGCAAAUAUGAAAAAUUGCAAUUUGCGUGCAGCUGUGCUUGCUGGAGCCGAUUUAGAACGUUGUAACCUGUCCGGUAGUGACUUACAGGAAGCCAAUUUACGUGGUGCUAAUCUUAAGGACGCUGAGUUGACACUGAUGGUGACGCCAUUGCAUAUGUCCCAAACUAUACGUUGAAUUAAACGUACAUACAUACUAUAUAUGACCAUUUCCAAAUGGUUCGAAAAGGAUGCUGUUUUAUCUGCAGUUGCAGAGAAUAUAAUACAUAUACAUAUGUAUCAAAGCUACCUUUUAUAA
Molecule: messenger RNA, 1138 nt
Organism: Scaptodrosophila lebanonensis
Lineage: Eukaryota; Metazoa; Arthropoda; Insecta; Diptera; Drosophilidae
Product: BTB/POZ domain-containing protein KCTD9
Exons: 4
Coding region: 47-1018 (323 amino acids)
Biological process (GO): protein homooligomerization
Molecular function (GO): protein binding
Source: RefSeq, a predicted model, not a curated record